Molecule: messenger RNA, 1173 nt
Organism: [Torrubiella] hemipterigena
Lineage: Eukaryota; Fungi; Ascomycota; Sordariomycetes; Hypocreales; Clavicipitaceae
Source: the annotation of a GenBank genome assembly
AUGACAACCACUAUACAGACCGACUGGAUCCGCAUGCUGCCGCCAGAAUCCAAGCAAUGGACGACGCCACAGUCCAAAAUCGACGCCCUCGACCUCGUCUCCGUCCGGCUGCCUACACCAAACAAAGGCGAAGUCCUCGUUAAGAUCCACGCCAUCAGUCUGAAUUAUCGUGACGUGCAAGUAUGCACCGGCAAAUACGAACACUCUAGCUCGCUUCUACCGCCGCGACUGGGCAUCAUGGCCGAUAAACCAGCCCCCGAGACAAACCUCGUCCCUUGCUCUGACAUGUGCGGCACCGUGAUCCUCUCGCAAGAUUCCAAGAUCAAACAAGGCAACCGCGUAAUCGCCCUCUUCCAUCAGAGCUUCCUCGACGGCGCUAUGGACGAGCACGAUGCCGAAUCUACACUUGGAUACCCGCUUCAUGGCGUCCUUGCGCAGUACAAAGUGUUCCCGGCCACCAGCAUCGUGCCUGUCCCCAAAUAUCUCUCAGCCCAAGAAGCAAGCUGCUUACCGCUGGCUGCCCUCGCCGCCUGGUCUAGUUUGGAAUCUGUCAAGUUUGCCAAAACCGUGCUCUUGCAAGGCACAAGCCCUGUAUCAAUAGCAGGUCUGCAGCUCGCCAAGGCUACAGGUCUACAGACUGUCGUGACAGCGCCUUCAGAGGACCACGUCAAGCGCGCGCAGGAGCUUGGUGCAGACACUGUAAUUAAUCACCAGACACAUUGGGAAUGGCAAGACGCAGUGCUCGACGCAACGGACAAGAAGGGCGUCGAUGUCAUCUUGGAAACGGGCAGCACGCGCACGCUGCGUAAGAGCUUUGCGUGUGUUGCGUUUGGCGGACAGAUUCACGCGGUGGGCAACUCAGCUGGCACUGAGGAUGAUGGCGAUGACGGUGGCGAUGAGAAGGGCAAGGCGAAGACGCCGCAGCUACAUCGGUUGAAUGUGGGCGGGUUGGCGUUGAAGAGGAACGCGACGCUGCGGGCCGUUUUGGGUGGCAGCCGCAAGCAGAUGCUGGAUAUGUUGGCAUUUUAUGAGAAGAAUAAGAUUAAGCCCGUCGUGGGUAAGGUCUUUAAGUUUGAAGAGGCAAAGCAGGCGCUUGAGUAUGUGGCCAAGGGCGAAGGGUUUGGCAAAGUGGUUAUCACUCUGGAAGAGAGUGACGAUGAGAAGAAGGAAUAA